Molecule: messenger RNA, 789 nt
Organism: Durio zibethinus
Lineage: Eukaryota; Viridiplantae; Streptophyta; Magnoliopsida; Malvales; Malvaceae
Source: RefSeq, a predicted model, not a curated record
AAGAAGAAAGAUCAUCAAGAAAAGAAGGAUCAAAGCAAAGAUGCAUAGAUUCAUUGUACUUUCAAUUUUUGUUCUCUUCGUUUCUUUUUCUGGAAAGGCAGUACAAGCCGACAAUGCACCUUCCCCAUCUCCAAAACCUUCCCCAACGGCUACAACGGCGAGACCUCCGACGACUUCUUCAACCCCUCCUAUGGCGUCGCCUUCGAACUCUCCUUCAUCAUCGCCUCCAUCGGCGACUCCUGCAAGUUCCCCAUCGACAACAUCGCCCUCUCCGGCAGCAACUCCGACUGCUACUCCCACACCGGUUCAAUCCCCGGCUGCGACUCCGCCUGCUUCUUCCACUCCCCCGGUUCAAUCCCCAGCGACUCCUUCACCAAUGGCUACACCACCGUCGUUGACACCGGCAAGUUCUCCUCCGUCUUUGACACCCGCAAGUUCUCCUCCGUCAUUGGCACCCGCAAGUUCUCCUCCAACAUUGACUCCAGGUGGGGCUCCAUCUGUUGCGGAGGGUCCGGUUGGAACUCCUGAGUCUUCUGCUAAUAUUCCUUCGAGUUCAGCGACGCCAGCGGAGAGUCCUGAGAUUUUCCCGUCGAGCAGUAGCCCACCAAGUCCCACACCGGUGGGUUCGUCGCCGGAGAGUCCGACGGGUCCCGCAGUUAAUGAUGAGUCGGGUUCAAGAUCCGGUUACCAAGUCGGGUUCGUUCUAAGCGCUGGUUUAGUCAUUGGGGCCGCCUUGGCUAUUUAAAUUUUCUAUUUUUAGAUUGUAAUUUUUUAAAAUUUUUAUCUCCU